AAAUAACUCGGUAUUGCCAGAUUGUAUAAAUAAGAUUGUCAUACCGCUAAUCUUAGCUAAAAAGGAAAAACAAAGAGCGGCAACACUAUUUUUAGGCAGCGCAUGUUUUUAUUUACAUUUUUUGUUUACAAAAACUCAACAUGGAUUCUGAGGUUUCUGGCAAAAAAUCAAAAAAGUCUAAAAUAAAUAAAAAGUUAAAGAAUUUAGCCGAAGUUACUAAAAAAGAAGACACCAAAGGCAUCGUGCGUAAACAGCAAGAGCUUAUGAGGGUGCUACACGUAAAAAAUUUUCAACUACAAAAUGGAAAUCUUUCCUACUUAGAUUAUGUGGAAUUAAAAGAAGAACUUUUGCGUUUAAAUGCGUUAAAGGAUGUAUUUAAUACAAUGUCAGGUUCAGCGGAAUAAUAAUUGUAUCUUUAUUUAUUACUUAAUAUACAUAACAUAUUUUUAACACAUUUUUUCUUAAAAAACGACAUUUUAGUACAUUAUUUAGAUCUAGGGAUGCCAAACACCUCAAACUAAUCAAAUGCUGCUAUUCGGGAUUUAAAAUUCAACUUAUUACAUUACAAAAAAGUAAAUAACUUUGUACCUAUCAUAGAGGAAUAAAAUUGAUAUAAACCCAGA
This is a messenger RNA of Lucilia sericata (common green bottle fly), 623 nucleotides long. RefSeq lists its product as uncharacterized. The transcript has 2 exons. The coding region runs from base 141 to 404 and encodes 87 amino acids. NCBI's taxonomy places the organism in Eukaryota, Metazoa, Arthropoda, Insecta, Diptera, Calliphoridae. The record is from RefSeq and is a predicted model, not a curated record.